Molecule: messenger RNA, 435 nt
Organism: Lindgomyces ingoldianus
Lineage: Eukaryota; Fungi; Ascomycota; Dothideomycetes; Pleosporales; Lindgomycetaceae
Exons: 2
Source: RefSeq, a predicted model, not a curated record
CUCGAACCAAGUUUCAGAGUAAGAACGAACACAUUCUUCAAGGUGGGAAAGGUGUUCAAAGUCUUAUGGCCAGAAGUCGCUGGUGACGUAUCCUCGUCGACAACUUCCGUGAACGGCCCCGUAUUUCUGCAUGAGCCGGUAUUUGUCAAAAUUCGUUGGUUUAUCGUAAUUCGAGAAGGAUACAAUUGCUGUACGCCACUUCAAACUUACCAUCGUCGGGGAGUGACCUCGAACAAGGCCCUCCAUCACCACUCUAUCGCUUUCACAGGAAUGCAUCCGCCGAAGCCAUUGUCAUACGAGAUGGCUAUGGGGCCGGGGUCCGGUAUGUUAGAGCCGAUCAAAGUUCAGCCACAAUCAAGCCAUGACAAAUUAGACCCGCUCACAAGGAUCAAUUUCAUGAAGAUACACACAGUUGAAUCCAACGUAAAGGUCAAG